Molecule: messenger RNA, 1295 nt
Organism: Lacerta agilis (Sand lizard)
Lineage: Eukaryota; Metazoa; Chordata; Lepidosauria; Squamata; Lacertidae
Gene: FOXE1
Product: forkhead box E1
Exons: 1
Coding region: 144-1241 (365 amino acids)
Biological process (GO): regulation of transcription by RNA polymerase II; cell differentiation; anatomical structure morphogenesis
Molecular function (GO): RNA polymerase II cis-regulatory region sequence-specific DNA binding; DNA-binding transcription factor activity, RNA polymerase II-specific
Source: RefSeq, a predicted model, not a curated record
CCGCAGCCACCGAGGGAGCAUUGGAGACCCUCCAUCGGAAGGCAGCCGGGAGCAGCGAGGCUGGCGCGUCCGCAUCUCAAAGGUUGCCCGUCGCUUCCUUGGGACCUGCUGCCCCGCCGUCGGUGGCAGGGCCAGAGCCUGGGAUGACAGCCGAGAGCCCCCAGUCGUCGACGUGCGCCGCGGGCCAGGCUGACUCCGAAGCCGGCUCGGCGUCCAGGCUCGCCACUCUCGUUAAGGUGGAGCCGUCGGCGCACGGGGAGGCUUUGGAGCCGGAGCCGUCGGAAGAAGAAGCGGCGGCGGCAGGGGGAGGAGGCCCGCGUCCCGGCGGCCGUCGCAGGAAGCGCCCGGUGCAGCGCGGCAAGCCCCCGUACAGCUACAUCGCGCUCAUCGCCAUGGCCAUCGCGCACGCCCCGGAGAGGCGCCUGACGCUGGGCGGCAUCUACCGCUUCAUCACCGAGCGCUUCCCCUUCUACCGCGACGGGCCGCGCAAGUGGCAGAACAGUAUCCGCCACAACCUGACGCUCAACGAUUGCUUCGUCAAGGUGCCCCGCGAGCCCGGGCGGCCGGGCAAAGGCAGCUACUGGGCGCUCGACCCGCACGCCAGGGACAUGUUCGAGAGCGGCAGCUUUUUGCGACGCAGGAAGCGCUUCAAGCGCAGCGACUUGUCUACCUACCCGGCCUACAUGCACGAGGCGCAGGCCCAGCCCGUCGGGCCGGCCCUCAACGCGGCCUACGCGCCGCCUGCCGCCCUCUGCUACCCCUCGCAGACGCCCCUCUUCAGCCUGGGCCCGCUCAUGGCGCAGCCCAGCCCGGAGCUGGCCCACCAGCAGCACAGCCCCGACGUCACCCCUUCCCCUGGCAAUGCCUGCUCUUUCGCGGGCACCGCCGCCUACCCCAGCCAGGGCUGCGCGGCGGGGCCUGGCCUGCACAGGCCCCACAGUGCUAUGCCUUACUCCUACUCACUCCCCAGCACCCAGCAGCUGCAGGUGAACCAAAGCACCUAUUCACAGAGCGGCGGUGGUGGCGGCAGCCACCUGUUUGGGGCCUCUGCCCGCCUAGGGAUGCCCACCUCGCCCACCCUCGGGAACGACGCUAUGGAUUUCUAUGGCAGGAUGUCUCCCAGCUCCUACGGUUCUUUGGCUCAUGGCUACAACGCCGGUGGGCAGCUUGGUAGUCCAGGUGCCUACCUGCGCCAUGCGGCCUAUUCCAGCAACAUGGAGAGGUUUGUUUCUGCCAUCUGAAUCCAAGAAGGGACUUGGUUUGGCGGAAGGCAGUGGGGCAGUGGGUGAGAUCUG